AUGGAUAGCGAAAACAAUGAUGUUGCACUAUUUCCAGUCCGGGUGGCGGAUGGUAAUGAUGACAUUCUAUUUGGAAAAACCGUGUCUAAUGAAGAUGAAGCUUAUAAUCUAUACAAUAGCUACGCUUUACGACUUGGUUUCAGCGUACGUCGAGGUAGAUACAGGUAUUCUGGUAAAACUGGAAAAAUUAUUCAACGUGAGUUUCUAUGUUCCAAGCAAGGAAUCACGAAUGAUGAAAAUCCACUUGAGUUGAAAAAGGUCAAUAGGUUGGAAACACGAACUGGGUGUAGAGCUUUUAUCCGAUUCAGCAUUGAGAAUGAUGUGUGGAAAGUGACUGAAUUCAAGACCACGCAUAAUCAUGAUCUUGCUACACCAUCAGAGAGACAUUUGCUGAAAUCUGGUCGUAAGAUUUCAAAGGACAAGGCAGGUGUAAUUGAUACGAUGAAGAAUGCAGGACUUAGGACAAAAGAUGUUUAUUCAUAUAUUUCCACGGAACAUGGAGGAGAUGAAAAUGUUGGGUUUUUACAGAAAGACUGUUCUAAUCAUGUGCAUAGACAAAAGAUGGUGAAAGUUGAAGCAGGGGAUGCUCAAAGUCUGAUGAAUUAUUUGAAAAAGUAG
Messenger RNA from Linum trigynum, 618 nucleotides. The record is from the annotation of a GenBank genome assembly. Lineage: Eukaryota; Viridiplantae; Streptophyta; Magnoliopsida; Malpighiales; Linaceae.